AUGGAGGACGCUCACUCGAAAUCCGUGGAAGAAGUCUUAGGAUACUUCGGCACAGACCCAGAUAAAGGUCUUACACCAGAUCAAGUUAAAAGGAAUCAAGAAAAAUAUGGGCCAAAUGAACUGCCUGUGGAAGAAGGCAAAAGUAUAUGGCAGUUAGUUCUGGAACAAUUCGAUGACCUCUUAGUGAAGAUCUUGUUGUUAGCCGCUAUUAUUUCCUUUGUUUUAGCUUUAUUUGAAGAACACGAAGACGCUUUCUCAGCCUUCGUAGAACCAUUCGUUAUUUUAUUAAUUCUAAUUGCCAACGCUGUUGUAGGAGUAUGGCAGGAACGGAACGCAGAAUCUGCCAUCGAAGCUUUAAAAGAAUACGAACCCGAAAUGGGUAAAGUUGUUAGGGGCGAUAAAUCCGGCGUACAGAAAAUUCGAGCGAAAGAAAUCGUGCCUGGUGACAUCGUUGAAGUAUCCGUUGGUGACAAAAUCCCCGCCGAUAUCCGCCUUAUUAAAAUCUAUUCCACCACAAUUCGUAUUGAUCAGUCCAUCCUGACUGGUGAAUCAGUCUCCGUUAUCAAACAUACGGACGCCAUUCCCGACCCCCGCGCUGUCAAUCAGGACAAAAAGAACAUUCUUUUCUCUGGUACUAAUGUUGCUGCCGGAAAAGCCCGCGGUAUCGUCAUCGGCACUGGUCUCAACACUGCCAUUGGUAAAAUUCGUACAGAAAUGUCGGAGACUGAGGAGAUCAAGACACCGCUGCAACAAAAACUCGAUGAAUUCGGUGAGCAGUUGUCUAAGGUCAUCUCCGUCAUUUGCGUUGCCGUCUGGGCCAUUAACAUCGGACACUUCAAUGACCCCGCCCAUGGUGGAAGCUGGAUUAAGGGUGCCGUAUACUACUUCAAAAUCGCUGUUGCUUUGGCUGUCGCCGCCAUUCCUGAAGGUCUACCCGCUGUCAUUACCACUUGUCUUGCUUUGGGUACGAGGAGAAUGGCCAAGAAGAACGCUAUCGUUAGGUCGUUGCCUUCCGUAGAAACUCUUGGUUGUACAUCCGUCAUCUGCUCUGACAAAACUGGUACUUUAACUACCAACCAAAUGUCCGUUUCCCGUAUGUUCAUCUUCGAGAAAAUCGAGGGCGGUGACAGCAGCUUCUUGGAGUUCGAAAUCACUGGCUCAACUUACGAGCCCAUUGGCGACGUUUACCUGAAAGGACAAAAAGUCAAAGCUUCCGAGUUCGAUGCCCUUCACGAAUUAGCUACUAUUUGUGUCAUGUGCAAUGACUCAGCAAUCGAUUUCAACGAAUUCAAGCAAGCUUUCGAGAAAGUUGGUGAGGCCACCGAAACCGCUCUUAUCGUACUCGCAGAAAAAAUGAACCCAUUCAACGUGCCCAAGUCUGGACUCGACCGCCGUUCUGCUGCUAUUGUCGUCCGCCAGGAAAUUGAAACCAAAUGGAAGAAAGAGUUCACCCUCGAGUUCUCUCGUGAUAGGAAGUCCAUGUCGACCUACUGUACACCUCUCAAACCCUCCCGUCUUGGCAAUGGACCGAAACUGUUUGUUAAGGGUGCGCCCGAGGGCGUAUUGGACCGUUGCUCUCAUGCUCGUGUCGGAACCAACAAGGUGGCUUUGAACUCUACUCUGAAAAACCGAAUUCUGGAACUUACCCGCCAAUAUGGUACUGGUCGCGAUACCCUCCGUUGCCUGGCUCUCGCUACUGCUGACAACCCCCUGAAACCUGAUGACAUGGACCUCGGCGACUCCACCAAGUUCUUCACCUAUGAAGUUAACCUCACCUUUGUUGGAGUCGUGGGUAUGUUGGACCCCCCUCGCAAAGAAGUUUUUGACUCCAUCGUCCGUUGCCGCGCUGCUGGCAUCCGUGUUAUUGUCAUCACUGGUGACAACAAGUCCACCGCUGAGGCUAUCUGCAGACGUAUCGGUGUGUUUGGCGAAGAUGAGGACACGACUGGUAAAUCUUACUCUGGCCGCGAGUUCGAUGACCUGUCCGUGGCGGAUCAACGUAACGCUUGUGCUAAAGCCCGUUUGUUCUCCCGCGUGGAGCCCGCCCACAAGUCCAAGAUCGUUGAAUACUUGCAAAGCAUGAACGAGAUCUCUGCUAUGACCGGUGACGGUGUAAAUGACGCCCCUGCUCUUAAGAAGGCCGAAAUUGGUAUUGCGAUGGGAUCCGGUACCGCUGUCGCUAAGUCCGCCGCUGAGAUGGUACUUGCUGACGAUAACUUCUCAUCCAUCGUCGCUGCUGUUGAAGAAGGUCGUGCUAUCUACAACAACAUGAAGCAAUUCAUCCGUUAUCUGAUCUCCUCAAACAUUGGUGAAGUGGUCUCCAUCUUCCUUACUGCUGCCUUGGGUCUCCCUGAAGCCUUGAUCCCUGUGCAACUGCUCUGGGUCAACUUGGUCACUGAUGGUCUCCCCGCCACCGCUUUGGGUUUCAAUCCUCCCGAUCUUGACAUCAUGAACAAGCCCCCACGUAAAGCUGACGAAGGUCUCAUCUCUGGAUGGCUGUUCUUCAGGUACAUGGCAAUCGGUGGUUACGUCGGUAUGGCGACAGUUGGUGCUGCUUCAUGGUGGUUCAUGUACUCCCCAUAUGGACCCCAGAUGACCUACUGGCAGCUAACCCACCACUUGCAAUGCCUCGGUGGAGGUGAUGAUUUCAAGGGCAUUGACUGCAAGAUCUUCACUGACCCUCACCCCAUGACUAUGGCGUUAUCAGUACUUGUAACCAUUGAGAUGUUGAACGCCAUGAACAGCUUGUCUGAGAACCAGUCGCUCGUGACCAUGCCACCAUGGUCUAACAUGUGGCUUGUUGGCUCAAUGGCGCUUUCAUUUACACUCCACUUCGUCAUUCUAUAUGUUGAGGUCCUUUCGGCCGUGUUCCAAGUCACUCCACUGUCAGUAGACGAGUGGAUGACGGUGAUGAAGUUCUCCAUCCCAGUCGUCCUCCUUGACGAGGUGCUCAAAUUCGUCGCGCGCAAGAUCUCCGAUGCCCAGCCGACGUGGAAGCUGUAA
Molecule: messenger RNA, 3003 nt
Organism: Parnassius apollo (apollo)
Lineage: Eukaryota; Metazoa; Arthropoda; Insecta; Lepidoptera; Papilionidae
Source: the annotation of a GenBank genome assembly